This is a messenger RNA of Mesorhabditis spiculigera, 975 nucleotides long. Lineage: Eukaryota; Metazoa; Nematoda; Chromadorea; Rhabditida; Rhabditidae. The record is from the annotation of a GenBank genome assembly.
AUGGAGUCUCGCUCCUUUGAGCGCGACUAUGAGGCAAUGGACCUGAUAAUUGACGGCGCCUUCUCUCACGUGCGUAGGUGUCGACACCGCUUGAGUGGAAAAAUGGCAGUGACAAAAGAGCUUUGUAAUACAAAGCUAAUGCCUCAUGAGUUUCUAUCGUCAAAGAAAAACGGGAAAAUGGUCCCCACCGAAAUUUGGCUACUAGAAGUGAUGCAUCAUCCAAAUAUUGUAAAAUUUUUUGAAUAUUAUGAAACGACGCUUGGUUAUCAAAUGGUGAUGGAGUAUCGACCAGAUUCGACGGAUUUAUUUGAGUUCUUGGGCACCGAUCCAAAACUUGAUGACAUGUUGCUGUGCUUCAUUUUUCGACAGGUGGUUGAAGCAGUCAAUCAUUUGCAUAGUAUGGGCUUUUGCCAUGGUGAUUUGAAAGACGAGAACGUGGUGUUGGAUCAGAAUUUUCGCUGUAUGCUGAUUGAUUUUGGAUCGGCGUUUCCUUCCGACUCGCUAGUGACGCAAGAGACCUUGCGUACCACAUACAUUUACAUGUGUCCAGAAUUGAUACGGGGAGAUAGCUGCUCCGGUGUCCCAGCAGAAAUGUGGCAGCUCGGUGUGCUGUUGUACAGACUCUGUGCCCCGAAUCUACCAUUUUUCACCGGAAUCCAAUCAAUGGAUAAAACUCCCGAACUCCCGGAACAAGCCUCUUCCGGAGCCAAGCAUUUGUUGUCAUGGCUUCUCGCAGCCGAUCCAUCAAACCGUGCUGGAUUAUCAGAAGUUCUCGAGCAUUGGUGGACCAAUCAAAACGUUCCGAUUGAAAAUUACCAUUGGGAUCAGCUGUAUCAAGAAUCCGACAAAGGAACCGACUCCCCUCCGAGCUCUACAGUAACCCCCGAAAUCCCCACAACUAUCAGGAAAACGGAUUUCGACAAUAACAUUGUCGCCCGAGAAUUAUUAGCGCAAUUAGACGACAUGACGUCUAUG